CUUUUCUGGCCCCAAGUCUCUCGUAACCAUGAAGAAGCCCAUAAAUAUCAACGGGCGACUCGGGACGAGAGGCUACUAUCUGCUGCUAAAGAAAUCGAAGAUUAUUAUCAUCAACAACAAUGGCCAGGAAGUUUUUCGUCGGUGGCAAUUGGAAAUGCAAUGGAACCACUGAAGAUGUGAAGAAGAUAGUCUCCACUCUCAACGAAGGUCAGGUGCCGUCAUCUGAUGUUGUUGAGGUGGUGAUAAGCCCUCCAUUUGUGUUUCUUCCACUGGUGAAAAGUUCAUUGAGGCCCGAUUUUCAUGUUGCGGCACAAAAUUGUUGGGUAAAGAAAGGAGGUGCUUUCACCGGUGAAGUUAGUGCUGAAAUGCUUGUGAAUCUGGCUAUUCUGUGGGUCAUUCUCGGCCAUUCUGAAAGGAGACUUCUCUUAACUGAGUCAAAUGAGUUUGUUGGAGAUAAGGUUGCAUAUGCACUUUCACAAGGUUUAAAGGUGAUUGCUUGUGUGGGUGAGACUCUCGAACAGCGUGAAGCAGGAUCUACCUUGGAAGUUGUUGCUGCACAAACCAAAGCAAUAGCAGCACGUAUAAAGAAUUGGACAGAUGUUGUUUUGGCAUAUGAGCCUGUGUGGGCUAUUGGAACAGGGAAGGUUGCAACUCCUGCUCAGGCACAGGAAGUACAUUUUGAACUGAGGAAAUGGCUUAAAGAGAACACCAGUCCAGAAGUUGCUGAAACAACAAGGAUUAUAUAUGGAGGAUCAGUCACUGCUGCAAACUGUAAGGAAUUGGCAGCACAGCCUGAUGUUGAUGGCUUUUUAGUUGGUGGUGCUUCUCUAAAGCCGGAGUUCAUUGAAAUUAUCAAGUCUGCAGAGGUGAAGAAAAGUGCCUGAGCAUAGCACUAGGAUCAGCUGAUGACUGUUUUAAGUUCAUGUUUGUGAGGUAUAGAAUCCAUAAUGUAUAAUCUCGGUCACUUAAUUUUUGAGGAAAUAAAUUGUUUUUCUUUUUGUAAUGGCAUACCACAUCUCAAGCUGGUUUAUGUCUGAAUAAAUUCUUCUUGAUGCCUUUGAAGCAGUUAAAACACUCAUUUUGGUGUCACA
Messenger RNA from Jatropha curcas, 1091 nucleotides. It is a transcript of the gene TPI, whose product is annotated as triosephosphate isomerase. The record is from RefSeq and is a predicted model, not a curated record. Gene Ontology annotation, molecular function: triose-phosphate isomerase activity. Gene Ontology annotation, biological process: glyceraldehyde-3-phosphate biosynthetic process; gluconeogenesis; glycolytic process. Gene Ontology annotation, cellular component: cytosol. Lineage: Eukaryota; Viridiplantae; Streptophyta; Magnoliopsida; Malpighiales; Euphorbiaceae.